Messenger RNA from Gopherus evgoodei (Goodes thornscrub tortoise), 919 nucleotides. RefSeq names its product metallo-beta-lactamase domain containing 1 (gene MBLAC1). The record is from RefSeq and is a predicted model, not a curated record. The transcript is spliced from 2 exons. Bases 191 to 889 code for a protein of 232 amino acids. Lineage: Eukaryota; Metazoa; Chordata; Testudines; Testudinidae.
AGUUAGCUUCCGGUUAUUUACUUCCGGUUCGGGUUCUGCCUUCCAAUGUGGUGGCUCCCAGCAGCUAUUUCCGGUAUCGCGCGCCAGCGUCCGGACGAGACCAUCGGCAGGAGCAGGCCCCAGGAGGGGGGCGCCGUCCGGCCAGGACUCGGGACUCUCUGAAUCCCCCCCUCGGAGGACCCCGCGCCCCAUGAGCCUGCCGGCCCCCCACCCCAACCCCCUGGGCACGGCCCCCCUGGGGCUGGCCUGGAUCCCCGGCGCCCCCUACGAGGUGCUGGUGCUGCAGGAGGGCUACAGCCAGGCGCUCCCGGACGGCUCCACGCGGGCCGACGGCUCCGUCACGCUGCUGCGGGGGCCCCGGCUCACCCUGGUGGACACGGGGGGGCCCUGGGGGCGGGAGCGGCUGCUGGGGCUGCUGGCGGCCCAGGGGGUGGCCCCGGGGGACGUCUCCCACGUGGUCUGCACCCACGGCCACUCCGACCACGCCGGCAACCUCAACCUCUUCCCCGGCGCCACGCUGCUGGUGGGCUUCGACCUCAGCCGGGGCGAGGGGCUCUACCUGCCCCACGGCCUGGGGGGCGGCGCCCCCUACGCCAUCCACCCCGGCCACGUGGAGGUGCUGCCCACGCCCGGCCACACGGCCGCCCACACCAGCGUGCUGGUGCGGGGCACGGCCCUGGGCACGGUGCUGGUGGCCGGGGACCUGUUCGAGCGGGAGCGGGACGAGGGCGCCUGGCAGGCGCUGAGCGAGGACCCCGCCCGGCAGGAGCGGAGCCGCCGGCAGGCGCUGGCGCUGGCCGACGUGGUGAUCCCCGGCCACGGGCCCCCCUUCCGCGUGCUGCGGGCGGGGGGCAGCCCCGGGGGGGAGACGCCGCCUGGGCCCCACUGAGCCGGAAAUAAACCCAGAUUGGCCAACCCA